GCCACAGAGCCAGGAGUCCUGGAGACUGGGGAGAGUGGUCAGUGGAGACUUGGGAGAGUGGUCAAUGGAGACUGUGAGGAGAGUGGUCAGUGGAGACUGGGGAGAGUGGUCAGUGGAGACUGGGGAGAGUGGUCAGUGGAGACUGGGGAGAGUGGUCAGUGGAGACUGGGGAGAGUGGUCAGUGGAGACUGGGGAGAGUGGUCAGUGGAGACAGGAGAUUGGAGACUGGAGUAA
Messenger RNA from Sphaeroforma arctica JP610, 234 nucleotides. RefSeq lists its product as hypothetical. The transcript has a single exon. The annotation marks the transcript as partial. Lineage: Eukaryota; Ichthyosporea; Ichthyophonida. The record is from RefSeq and is a predicted model, not a curated record.